Oryzias latipes (Japanese medaka) is the source of this 2212-nucleotide messenger RNA. RefSeq names its product polymeric immunoglobulin receptor. Lineage: Eukaryota; Metazoa; Chordata; Actinopteri; Beloniformes; Adrianichthyidae. Gene Ontology annotation, molecular function: transmembrane signaling receptor activity. The record is from RefSeq and is a predicted model, not a curated record. Gene Ontology annotation, cellular component: plasma membrane.
UCUAGAAGUCUCCCAGCACUGACAUGGUUAACAUCAAGGAGCAUCUGGAUGGAACUUGAGGUCAUGUGACUGUGGGGAAAUUCAACACUGCGGAACCCAGCGUCUGCGCUUGAGCUGGGCAGAGAGUUACAAGGCAAAAAACCUCCAAACUGAAGUGGAAACAUGCUGCAGCUCUUCCUAUUGACCCUCAGCCUGUUGCCAUGGAUGCCAGUGUUCCACUGUAAGGUCACCAUGGACGGCGAGUAUUCGGUGCUGGAGGGGGGAUCCCUCACCAUCCCAUGUCACUACGGGCCUCAAUACGUUAGCAACGUGAAAUACUGGUGUCAGGGGAAAACCAGGGAGUUCUGCACCUCCUUAGCUCGGACUGAUGACGCUCGCAGAAUCGGUCCAGCUGUGGAGAAAGUAAGCAUCUUUGACGACCCGGUCCAGCUGGUGUCCACCGUGACCAUGAACAACCUAAAGGAAGGAGACUCCGGGUGGUACAUGUGCGGCGUGGAGAUCGGCAACUUGUGGAAGGCUGACGAUGUUGGCUACACGAACAUUAAAGUUAUUCAUGGUUUGUCAGCUGUACACAGCCAAGUGAGUGGGGAGGAGGGGAGCAGUGUCGCAGCUGAAUGCGUCUACAGUGAGAGAUUAAGAGACAGCGUGAAGAUGUGGUGUCGGAGUGGAGACCCGAGAUCCUGCCGAUCAACGGGGUCUGAGGGGAUCUACGAAGACUCCUCCGUGGUCAUCAGAGAUGACAGAAUUGGGUCGUUCACCAUCACCUACAAAAAGCUGGAGAAAGGAGAUACUGCUUGGUACUGGUGUUCUGCAGGGCAGCAAAAGACGCCAGUUUACAUCCUGGUCACUCCACUACCCACAACCACAUCCACUUCUAAAUCAACCCCACCCAUGACAAACAAGCCCCCUACACACUUGGCUCCACCUCAACUUGAGUCUAAGGAGACCUGGCACGGUCACACUCACUUGUUGGCGAUAAUGGUGGUGUGUUUAUGUAUCAUCGUACUUGGGGUUGUGGUCGUGGUGGCCAGGAAGUUAUGGAACUUUCACAGAAAAGAUUCUGUAUUAAAAGAGGUUGCAAAGAUGAAAGCUAAAUAUAACGGAUACUCGGGGGAUGUGGAUGACUUGGAAAGCGUUGCUGUUGUUUUCCUCAACAAGAAUUCAGAGGAAGUGCUUUUACACUGACUUCACUUCCUUCUGAUCACUUUCAGGUUUCAAUCUGUUGACACAUCUUUUCUUUUGUACAUGUUUUGUUCGAGCACUGCAAAUGUCAAACAGCCACUAAGUACAUUUUGUGCAUUUUCCCUGCGUAAAGUGUUGGUGUUUCAUGAUAUGUGCGUGACAUACGUAAUUCUUAAGUGUUUCUUGCGUUCGUCAUUUGCUGCAGCACUGUUGUUGCUCUUCCAUCUCAGGCUGUUGUUGGUGAUCACUCCCAAGUACUUGUACUCCUCUAACCUCUGCCACAUCCCUGCCCAAAAUGCUAAGAGGCUGGGAAGCUGGUGGUUUCUUCCUGAAGUCCAUAAUCAUCUCUCUGGUCUUUUCCACAUGGAGCAGCAGGUGAUUUACUCCAGCCCACCUCACGAAUUUAUCCACAAGUUGCUUGUACUCCGCCUCCUGCCCACCAUUAAUGCAGUCGACAACCGCAGAGUCGUCAGAGAAUUUCUGAAAAUGGCAUGUCACUGAGUUAUACUGGAAGUCACUGGUGUACAAAGUGAACAGGAAGGGAGAGAGCACAGUGCCCUGUGAGGCCCCCCACACUACUCGUCACCACGUCAGACAGGACACUACCCAACCGGACAAACUGUGGCCUGUUCAACAAGUACCGGUAUUCAAUGAUCCAGGAGACCAAGGCCUCGUCCACACCCAUUAGCCGCAGAUUCUCACCCAGUAACCAUAGAUAGAGAUAGAGAGAUAGAUAUAGAGAACAAACUUUUUAUGCAUAUGCCACUGAUGUUAAUAUAGCGCAUACAGCACACGCAUCCCUAUUGAUUUGCAUAUAAAGCGAUGGAAUCUUGCACGAUUCAUGUUCUUCGUUGAUCUGCGUGUUCGUUGCAUGGUUUAUUCGUACUUCUUCUGUGGUUUUAAUGUGGUCCAUUCAAGAUAAAUCUAUGAAAAUUUCAGUCAGACAACUCUUGCAGUAAGAAAUAUUUAUUUGACAUUUUUCCACAUUCUUUAAAUUGGCAUUCACAUAUUUUCGUUUGGCAUAAGGCUC